AUGUGCAUCGAGUCGGGCACGCAUCUCGAUCUCGCUGCCAUGUCGUGUCUGGAUCGGAUUGUUCGUCGCUCACGGGACCAGCAUUACGAGUCUGCCCAGCCCCAGCCUACAGUACCAUGCACUUCACGUGCGAACAAAAGACUAGGGACCCUGAUUCUAGGCAGCGCCAACCUAUGUACCGCGUGCCGUCGGCCGGCCGCCAGCGAUCCAACCCCUCCUCCUGGCUGUCGGAUCGCCGCUGGGGGGGCCCAUGGAGGCAGCAACAGCAAGAAGCCGGGGGGCGGCUGUGCUGGUGCUGAUAGGUAUCAGGCUACGGGGUGGCCGCACGUUCCGGUCGUUGGGUGGCGGCGGGGUCCCGGGGUUGGGUCCAAGAAGCUCUCCCACGAUGCUUGGCCGAACGGGCCAGCGUCCGGGCGCCUGCCAAGGGCUUUCCGUUUUUUGCGCCCCUCGUGCUCGUCCUCGGUCGGGUCGGCUAGCAAGCUCGGCAUCGAGAGGAGCGUCAAACAAAAGCGCCACUACUCGGGGUCUUUGGCUACGGCUCACAACGCACGAGCCUCGGAUCGCGAUGGGACUGCCGCCCCGACAUGGAACGGGAGGCUGCUCUCUUCUGGCGGCAACACGCCUCAUUUGGUCCACGGACUUGGCCGGAAGCCGAGCGGCGUGGGCGGGCGUGCUUCCUUCUGGGACUAUGACGUCCAAUCGUUUGCGCUCCUGUCGAGGUGACGGCCAGCCGCCGCGGGCCUGGAAGGGGGCACCCCAGAUCCAGGCGGGCGUGCAUAUCGCAUCCAUGUUGGGGGCAACCUCAUUCCUUCUUCACUAGCG
Messenger RNA from Gaeumannomyces tritici R3-111a-1, 822 nucleotides. RefSeq lists its product as hypothetical. The record is from RefSeq and is a predicted model, not a curated record. Lineage: Eukaryota; Fungi; Ascomycota; Sordariomycetes; Magnaporthales; Magnaporthaceae. The coding region runs from base 1 to 723 and encodes 240 amino acids. The transcript has 3 exons.